Molecule: messenger RNA, 1297 nt
Organism: Amphiprion ocellaris (clown anemonefish)
Lineage: Eukaryota; Metazoa; Chordata; Actinopteri; Pomacentridae
Product: interleukin-1 beta-like
Exons: 5
Coding region: 168-896 (242 amino acids)
Biological process (GO): cellular response to lipopolysaccharide; neutrophil activation; immune response
Molecular function (GO): cytokine activity
Source: RefSeq, a predicted model, not a curated record
CACUUCCUGUCUACAAUGCAAAAAGUCCCUCCGUGAAUGCAGCGAGAGAAUAUAAAAGCCUGCAGGUCAGCACAGGCAGGCAGAACAACACCGACAACCAAGCAAACAGUACAGCUUCUGAUCUACAGGCUUUGACAGAUCUUUUUUUAAAAAAAAAGGAAUCCGAGAUGAGCUGCAACAUGAGCGAGAUGUGGAGCCAAAAGAUGCCCCAGGGACUGGACUUGGAGAUUUCAGAUCAUCCCAUCACCAUGAGGCGUGUAGUCAACCUCAUCAUCGCCAUGGAGAGGCUGAAGGCCGGCAGGUCGGAGACGGUGCUGAGCACUGACUUCAGAGAUGAAAACCUGCUCAACAUCAUGCUGGACAGCAUCGUGGAAGAGAAAAUUGUGUUUGAGAGAAACGCAGUUGCACCAAACCAGUUCAGCAGAACUGCUGUGCACCAGUGCAACGUGACUGACAGUCAGAAGAGGAGCUUAGUUCUGGUCCAGAACAGCAUGGAGCUGCAUGCAGUGAGGCUGCAGGGAGGCAGUGACAACCGCAAAGUUCAGCUGAACAUGUCCACCUACGUGCACCCUGCUCCCACCACCGAGGCCAGGCCUGUGGCUCUGGGCAUCAGGGACACUAAUCUCUUCCUGUCCUGCCACAAGGAGGGCGAUGAACCAACCCUGCAUCUGGAGGAGGUGACGGACAAAGACAGUCUGUUGAGAAUCAGCUCAGAAGGCGACAUGGUGCGAUUUCUCUUCUACAAACGGGACAGUGGACUGAACAUCAGCACUCUCAUGUCUGCCCGCUACCCCGACUGGUACAUCAGCACCGCGCAGCAGGACAACAAGCCGGUGGAAAUGUGCCAGGAGGUUGCCCCCCGCUACCGAUCCUUCAACAUCCAGCGUCAGAGUUAAAACCUGCCAGAGGCACAGAGUGGAUUGUGGAUCUGCAUGUGUGGGUCAAGUUUAACCGUCCCAGGAAAACAUUUGUGCAUUAAAGAGUGUAAAAUAUACUGCACUUCAGCUAUUUUAAAAUAAUCAACAACAAUGAAGAAGCAGGACUAUGUGUUUACUGUAUGUACCAAGUACAGAAAGUGAAGUGCUUAAUGUAUUGACAUAGUCAAAUUUCAUCACAAGGUGGCGUCAUUGUGCUGCCUGGUGAGCAUCCUGUGUAUUUAUUUUGCUGAAUAAUGUGGCACACAGCUAAUGCUUUUAUGUAUUUAUUUAUUUAUCUAUUUAUGCACGGUUUUAAUCUACUUACUAACAAUUAUUUAAAUAAUGUGCAAUGAAUCUGAAAUAAAUUAUAACUAUGCUGA